AUGACUAAGUUGUGUAAACACCUUGAGUUUUCCAAUUCUGUUAUUGUUGAAGCUAAUGGUCUGGUAGGUGGUCUGACCUUCAUGUGGAAAAAAGAAAUCAACUUUGAGCUAGAGUGGAGCUCGGAGCAAAUUAUAAAUGGAAUAAUCAAAGAGGAGGAUGGAAAAGAAGGGUGGCGGUUGAUUGCUUAUCACGGCACCCCAUAUCGUAAAGAGAAAGAAGCUUUUUGGAACCAUCUAGAAAACACUAUACUUGAAUGCGAAAUGCCUUGGGUUGUCAUUGGAGAUUUAAAUGACAUUUUUGAAGAAUUAGAAAAAUUCGAAGGCAGAAAGAAGGUAGGAGCCGUUGAUCUUAGCUUCUCAGGGAAGAGAUUUACAUGGGAAAACAAGCAGGAAGGUAGAGCCUAUAUCAAGGAGCGUUUAGACAGAGAUCUGGCCAGUCAAGAUUGGAUUUCUUUAUUCAGUGAUGCCACAAUUCACCAUCUGCCUAUGGAACAAUCAGACCAUGCCCCUAUUCUUCUCUGCACUCAUGAGGAAGAACUGAGUUAUGGAUGCCCUUUUAGAUUCCUUAAAGCCUGGAUGAAUGAUAAUUCUUACUUCGAGACAGAAAAGAUAAAGGCAUUUGAAAAAGAGUUGGAAGAAAGUCAGUUUGGGAAUCUAGAAGACAGAAUGAAGCAUGCUAGAAUUGAAAAGGAGUUAGGGGAACAGCGGGCUCGGCUUGAAUGUAUUUGGUGA
Molecule: messenger RNA, 732 nt
Organism: Ziziphus jujuba (common jujube)
Lineage: Eukaryota; Viridiplantae; Streptophyta; Magnoliopsida; Rosales; Rhamnaceae
Exons: 3
Coding region: 1-732 (243 amino acids)
Source: RefSeq, a predicted model, not a curated record